Rhodotorula toruloides NP11 is the source of this 306-nucleotide messenger RNA. RefSeq lists its product as uncharacterized. The coding region runs from base 1 to 306 and encodes 101 amino acids. The transcript has 3 exons. Lineage: Eukaryota; Fungi; Basidiomycota; Microbotryomycetes; Sporidiobolales; Sporidiobolaceae. The record is from RefSeq and is a predicted model, not a curated record.
AUGGCCUCAAACGACCAGAACACCGAGCAAGAGUUCACCAUCCAGCCUCACCCGGCAAAGGACAACGUCCCCCCUCCCAACUUCCCCGGCUCAGACGCAGAGGCCACCCCCGGUCUCGGCGGCGCCCCGACCCUCCAGCACCUCCAUGACCCGAAUCGCCCGGAGAACAUCAUGGGCGGACGCGGCAACGCCCCGCACGUUCCCGACAACGACAAGCUGCAGAACCUCGAGCAGCCCAAGAGUCGCGAGGAACUGAAGAAGUUGCAGGCGUCGCUGAACGAGGAGGGCGCGGCGGGUGAACUCUGA